Styela clava is the source of this 2833-nucleotide messenger RNA. RefSeq lists its product as uncharacterized. Gene Ontology annotation, cellular component: cytoplasm. The record is from RefSeq and is a predicted model, not a curated record. Gene Ontology annotation, molecular function: protein binding. NCBI's taxonomy places the organism in Eukaryota, Metazoa, Chordata, Ascidiacea, Stolidobranchia, Styelidae.
GAUAGUCGAGUCAUUGUUUUGUUUUCGGUAUAGCUCACUUGUUUUUGAAUUGAACUCUUUGACUAUGGGAGCGAUUGGACUCGCAUACGGGUUCAUAAACAUGUUGAUUGUUUUCCAAUGUACCGUUCUUUCAUUUACUUAUAAUCAUAAAUAAGUUACGGUACUAGUAACUACUUAAGGAAGGAAUUUGUGAAGCUAGAGAUUGGAAGAGAGGGUCCCGUACCGGUACCGUACCGUAAUUCCUUAAUUACUGGAUCGCUCGAGUAAUUCAGUAAUCAUUAGAAACAACCGGCAUCGCUUCAAUUCUGUAAUAAUCACUUACUGACUUAGCGGACAGUUUGACAGUGGUGACACAAUUAUUCAGUACAGCAGCAGCAGUUGCUGUUUUUGUUAGAUUGCUUUCAAAGUACUGCCCGAUUGUAAAUCGCGUUUUUCUGUGUUUGUUUUAUUUUCUUUUGGUGGGCGGGCACGUACAUGUACGCUUUUUAACUUUUUUUAAGUUAGGCCUAUCCCGUCACCCAGGUAUCUCUGUAUUUUGUUUGUCUGUUAACUUUUUGUAUUGUUUAUGUCAGAGAACCAAAAUAAAUGAUUGAUUGACUUGAUUGAACAGGGACGUAAGACGGUGUAAAUAAGUAUGGCUGCCACUAAUCAACCAUAUGCAGUUGAUUUUUCAUGGAAAGGAUGUCAAGAAUUUCCUGAUUUUACAGUCACAUGUCCGAGAUGUUCUUCAGUUGAAUCAGACUCACAAAAAAAUGAGAAAAGCAAAACCUCAUUUUGUAGAUGGAAUUCUUCGUCUAUUACCUCUGUCACAUCAUUGGAUAUUUCACAUAAUUUGAUACAUAGGAUUGACCCUUCUCGAUUUGUGGGACUCGCAAAUCUUAAAGAGUUGAAUUUGAGUAGUAAUAGAUUGAGACAGCUUCCAGAGGAAAUAUGCUUUCUGACAAACCUGAGUGAGUUGUACGCGACGAAUAAUGCUUUGGGUACUCUGCCGAAGAAUGUGAAAUAUCUUAAAAAAUUGGUGCAUUUGAAUUUAAGUGGUAACGCAUUUAAUGACAUCCCUCCAUCGAGUCUUGAAAUAUAUUCUCUCAAAAUUUUGCAACUUGGCGGAAACAACAUUAAAGAAGUUCCUGCAUCUAUUACUAACUUACAAAGUCUAGAAGUUCUGUACUUGGGAGGAAACCAUAUUCAAAAUAUUCCUGCUGAAGUGGGUGAAAUGAAAAGUCUUUCGAGUUUGACGUUGUGUGAUAAUAAAUUAUCUUCGAUACCUACAGAACUUGUGAAAUUACGAAAUCUUCAGUCGUUGAGUUUGCACAACAAUCGUCUCACUUAUCUUCCACGUGAAAUAUUACAACUCGUUAAUCUUGUGGAAUUGAGUCUUCGUGGAAACCCGAUGGUUAUGAGAUUCGUACAAGAGUUAUCAUGUGAUCCUCCUUCGCUCGUAGAACUCGCUAGUAGAACAAUUAAAGCCUUCAAGCUUGAUUAUAUUGAUUUGCCAAAAACACUUGUGAACCACCUUAAUUCUGCCAAGAAAUGCCCGAAUCCUCAAUGUUCCGGAGUUUAUUUUAAUCAAAAAUAUCACCAGAUUAAAUUUGUGGAUUUUUGUGGAAAAUAUCGUCUCCCUCUCAUGCAAUAUCUCUGUUCACCAGAAUGCAUCUCGUAUUCAUCAUGUUCUUCAACAGCUAGUUCAGAAACAGAAAGUGAAGAAGAAUUAGAGAACGGGGAAAGAAUGAGAAGAGUCCUGCUUGGAUGAACUCUAUCUUGUUCUUCUCAAAACAUAAAAACUGUUUGGAAAUCAAAAUGUACUCUGCUCUUUUAUUACAUUGUCUGCAUCAAGUAUUAUUGGGUCAUUGCUUAGUGAAAUUGGUUUCAACUGAAAAUUAAUUCUACUCAAUUUAACUUGAAUCCAUACAAUUAAAAUUUUUUAUUUAGGAAAAUAUUUGAUAAACUUAUGAGUGUAUUUUUAUGUCAUUAUUGAUUGUAUAUUUUGCUUUAAAUGUUUCAUCAUGUAACUUUUAUUCGUUUGUUGCUUAUUUCUGGACAAAUGCUCCUUUGUAUAACUACCUAAUUAUUCAUUAGAAAUCUAUUGUUCAAUCCUUAGGAGGUUCGUUAGUCUGAUUGUUUAAGUUCAUUAUACAGUGUUCUAUUAGUACACAAAAUUGAAUCGAAUCACUACCUCUUCUUAUUACUAGUAUGUAGAAAUAUUUGGAAUGAAUAUGGUGAAUUGAUAUUUCAUGUGGAAGGUUAUUCCAGGUGUCAGAAAAGUUUGAGAGAUGUGUCACUGUUAAUAUUUAAUAAAAAAUAAUACCUCUUGACGCUAACUAUUUUUGACUGUUUCCGACCCUAAGAGAGUGCCAAAAAAUUUUAAAAAUAAUUCUUUUCACUAUGAUUAAGGUGUGUAGUUAAUGUUGGAAUCUAUUUUUUUUUAAUAUGGGUCUUUGUAGUUUGUACUAGCAUUGUCAUACGCUAUUUGCAUGAAACAAUUAAGUUAGUCAGUACUUCAACUUAAUUCAUAAUUUGGUGCAAUGAAGCGAAUCCUAUUAAAUUGAUCGCAAUAUAUUGAACUGUCUAAAUGUAAAUGAAAUUCUACAUUACGUUAAAGUAUUGUUUGUUUUUGGCUUGCAUUUAAUAAUCUAUUUAAUUCUAUUGUGAACUAAUACGUGUUUGUUUUUGAAUCUGUAUUAGAUUUCUUUAGUUUAGCAUCUCAUUAAUAUCAAUAUGAUUUAUAAGUUUUUGUUUGUUGCUGCAUUUGUGGCAUUGGCAUCUGCAUCGCAUUUAUUAAUUUAUUUAAUUCUAUUGUGAACUAAUACGUGUUUGUUUUUGAAUCUGUAUUAGA